AUGCCCGUUGUCGAUCUGUCCGAUUUGGUAAAAUUACAAAAGAAUAUCGAACUUGUGCGAAAUAUUUGCAUUCUGGCCCAUGUUGAUCAUGGCAAGACAACUCUAGCUGAUUCCUUGGUGGCCAGCAAUGGCAUUAUAUCUCAACGUAUGGCUGGGAAGCUGCGCUAUCUGGACAAUCGUCAAGAUGAACAGGAACGUGGUAUAACCAUGAAAAGUAGCAGCAUUUCGUUGUACUACCAAAGUUUGGGAAAUCAAAGGGAUUUUCUUAUAAAUCUAAUUGACUCGCCGGGCCAUGUGGAUUUUUCCAGUGAAGUUUCUACGGCGGUACGUUUGUGUGAUGGUGCAAUUGUUGUAGUCGAUGUUGUGGAAGGUGUUUGCCCACAGACUCGUGCCUGUUUGCAACAGGUCUAUGUUGAACAAUUGAAGCCGGUAUUGGUACUGAACAAAAUCGAUCGUUUAAUUUUGGAAAAACAAAUGACCCCAUUGGAUGCAUAUUUUCACAUCAUGCAAGUUCUGGAACAAGUUAAUGCCGUGUUGGGUAGCAUAUUCGCUUCGGAUGUAUUGGCCAAGGAGGAUAUUAGUCAUAAAGACAAUUAUGAAUCGGCUUUAGAGGAUAGUGAUGAUUCAAUGUUGUAUUUCAAUCCGGCUGCUGGUAAUGUUGUAUUUUGUUCUGCCUACGAUGGUUGGGCAUUUAGUGUACGAGAUUUUGCUGUCACCUAUGCGGAACGUUUGGAAAUGUCGGCAAAUGAUUUGGAACAGGUGUUAUGGGGUGAUUACUACUAUAAUGCCAAGAAAAAAUGUGCUGCACCCGGUGCCCAGGAAAAGGCCAAAAAGCCUAUGUUUGUACAAUUCAUUUUGGAGAAUAUUUGGAGUUUAUAUGACAUCAUUGCUGUGAGAAAGGAUAAGGAGAAAAUCCCAAUAAUUGCCGAAAAGCUGGGUAUUAAAUUGCAGGCCCGCGAUUUACGUCUGGCUGAUCCAAAGGCACAAAUUAAAACCGUUUUAGGACAAUGGCUGCCAAUUGAUCGCACCAUUUUAGAAAUGGUUGUUAAGCAUGUACCACCACCCAACACAAUCAGUGAUGAACGUGCUCAACGCUUGCUAUAUCCCGAAAAUGCCGAUAUAAGCACUUAUCCUCCAGAAUCAUUGGCUCUUAAAGAAGAUUUAAAACAAUGUAAAUCAGAUUCUGAAAAUAUCAUUGUUUUCGUAUCGAAAAUGACACCGGUUCAUGUACAAAGUUUACCACAAAAUAAACCGAAACGAUUGACCGAACAAGAAUUACAAACGCGACGCGAUGAAGUCCGUAAACGUAUUGAAGAGCGGAAACAAUUGGCCGCAGCUCAACAAGAAUCGGUCGAAAAUAUAACCACCGGUGUUGAACAAAUGACUACGGAAGAAAAGAAAAUAGCACAACAAGAAGCUGACAAGGCGGAGGAGGAGAAAAGACUGGAAGAAGAAAAGCUAGAAGAGGAAAAACAAGAAUUUGUUUUUAUUGCCUUUGCACGUAUCUUUAGUGGAACCUUAAGGAAAGGCAUGAAGUUGUAUAAUUUGGCACCCAAACAUGAUCCACGAAAAGAAGACUCCCUUUCCCUGGACUCACCCCAUGUCAGCGAAGUAACAAUUGGAGAUUUAUAUCUAUUUAUGGGUGGUGAAUUACAAUCCUUAGAUGAAGUUCCUGCGGGGAACAUUGUUGGCAUUGGUGGUCUCGAAAAAGAUAUUGUCAAGUCGGGUACUUUAAGCAACACCAUGUACUGCACCUCAUUUAGCGAACUGAGCAUUAUGGCUACACCAAUUUUCCGUGUUGCCAUAGAACCUGUAAAUCCCUCGGAUAUACGGAAACUAGUUAAAGGCCUUAAAUUACUCAAUCAGGCAGAUGCGUGUGUUCAGGUAUCGGUAGAGCCGACUGGCGAACAUGUUAUUGCCACUCUGGGAGAAGUACAUGUAGAGAAAUGUGUACAUGACUUAGAGGAAAAUUAUGCCAAAAUCAAAGUAAAUGUCUCUAAACCAAUUGUAUCAUUCCGUGAGACUAUUGUGCCUGAAGCUACUGUAGAUAUGGUCAAUGAAGCAAUUGUAAAGACUUCGGAAGAUAAAGACGUCACCAAGAAAAUUGCCACAAUACAAACGCUGAAUAAAUUAUCCACAUUGCGUGUUAUCGCAUUACCUCUUCCACAAACUGUAAUUGAUAUUUUGGAAAAAUAUCAUACAUUCUUCAAAGAAUUAUCGGCAACUAAAUCAUUGAACUCCUCAGAGAAGCAUAAACAAUUAUUACAACAAAUUAAAACACAACUUGUGACCGGUUUAAAAGAAUUCGAUGCAAAAGGACUAACUAAUUUGACUACGGAACAAUUAGUCGAACGUAUUUGGUCUUUCGGUCCUCAUCAUUGUGGGACAAAUAUUUUACUAAACUUAAGUGAUUAUGAACAUCCAUCUAUUUGGAAUGUUAUAGCAAAAACUUCGGAAGAGUGUUCAGAUGUUCGUCGCGAUUAUAACAGCUCUUUUGUAAAUGGUUUUCAAUUGUCCACAUCAGCUGGACCAUUAUGCGAAGAACCAAUACAGGGUGUAUGUUUUAUGGUUCUCGAAUGGUCGGUUGAUACCAGUGACGAUUUGAAUUCCAAGGCUUAUGGACCAUUUUCGGGUCAAGUAUUGACUGCAUCGAAGGAAGUUUGUCGCAUGGCAUUCCAGAAUCAACCUCAACGUUUAGUCAGUCCCAUGUAUAGCUGUAAUAUUGUGGUAAAUGCUGAAGUUUUAGGUAAGUGCAUACAUUUUAUUUAA
Musca vetustissima is the source of this 2769-nucleotide messenger RNA. RefSeq names its product elongation factor-like GTPase 1. The record is from RefSeq and is a predicted model, not a curated record. The transcript is spliced from 4 exons. Gene Ontology annotation, molecular function: GTPase activity; GTP binding; ribosome binding. Lineage: Eukaryota; Metazoa; Arthropoda; Insecta; Diptera; Muscidae. Gene Ontology annotation, cellular component: ribonucleoprotein complex; cytosol. The coding region runs from base 1 to 2769 and encodes 922 amino acids. Gene Ontology annotation, biological process: cytosolic ribosome assembly.